Messenger RNA from Piliocolobus tephrosceles (Ugandan red Colobus), 2245 nucleotides. It is a transcript of the gene POLR2D, whose product is annotated as RNA polymerase II subunit D. Gene Ontology annotation, biological process: DNA-templated transcription initiation. Bases 45 to 473 code for a protein of 142 amino acids. The record is from RefSeq and is a predicted model, not a curated record. Gene Ontology annotation, molecular function: nucleotide binding. The transcript is spliced from 4 exons. NCBI's taxonomy places the organism in Eukaryota, Metazoa, Chordata, Mammalia, Primates, Cercopithecidae. Gene Ontology annotation, cellular component: RNA polymerase complex.
CGCUUCCGCUUCCGGCGGCGCCGGUGGUGGCGCGCGACUCAGCGAUGGCAGCAGGUGGCAGCGAUCCGCGGGCUGGCGACGUAGAGGAGGACGCCUCACAGCUCAUCUUUCCUAAAGAGUUUGAAACAGCUGAGACACUUCUAAAUUCAGAAGUUCAUAUGCUUCUGGAACAUCGGAAGCAGCAGAAUGAGAGUGCAGAGGAUGAACAGGAACUGUCAGAAGUCUUCAUGAAGACGUUAAACUACACAGCCCGUUUCAGUCGUUUCAAAAACAGAGAGACCAUUGCCAGUGUUCGUAGCUUGCUACUCCAGAAAAAGCUUCACAAGUUUGAGUUGGCCUGUUUGGCCAACCUUUGCCCAGAGACUGCUGAGGAGUCCAAGGCUCUAAUCCCAAGCUUGGAGGGACGGUUUGAAGAUGAGGAGCUGCAGCAGAUUCUUGAUGAUAUCCAGACAAAGCGCAGCUUUCAGUAUUAAUCUACAAACAUCGCUGCUGCUCGGAGAAACCGCGUCCCCAGGCGUAACACCACCUUCCCAGGCUCUGGGGCUGACUUGCAUGGAAAUGCUGUUGCAGAGGACAGUUGAGAAUUCCUUUGGAGAAAACAGCCCAGCUUGGCGUGGCGUUAGGUUGCUGUUUCAAAUAACUCAUAGGCUCAGGACAUGGAAUCUUGGAGCAGCCUUGUGCAGUGGCUGCCAGUGGCUUCCCGAACGUGCCUCUGGGAAGUGUGAGAUGGGGCCACACUAUUGACUACCUCAUUCAUGGUUUUUGGCCUCCACAUCAUCUUUUUUCUUAAUAUUUCAUGUUUUAAUUUCAGUGCGUUUAUACUUUUUGAAACUAGACCAGAAUAUAGUAGACUUUAUAGAGAAAGACCAGUUUCACCUAGAUGCAAAAGGAAGAAUUAAACCACUGUUAUUGUUUGAAAUGCUUUUUUUUCUUUUCUUUUCUUUUAAAUGGAGAUAGGGUCUUAACUCUUACCCAGGCUGGAGGGGGCCAGUUUGCUCCCCAGUUAUAAAAAACUUUUAAAAUUUUUUAUAGAGAUGGGGUUUUACUGUGCUGCCUAGACUGGUCUUAAACUCCUGGGCUCAAGUGAUUCCCCCUGCCUUGGCCUCCCAAACUGGUGCGAUUACAGGCAUGAGCCACCCCACCUGGCCUGAAAUUCUGAAGGGAUGAGCGUGUCGACAGAGCACGUUGGAUGAGAGUGUCGACAGAGCACGUUGUGGCUAACCUGGGAGGCGGAAGAAGCAUGCCAUGGCCAUGGGCAGUGUUGACAAGUAUUGUGGAGCUCAUAGUCCCUUGAGGUAGAUGACUACUUUGCCUUUCUUCUUGAACUGUCUUGCAGAAUGUAGAUUUGGGGUGAGUGGUCUUGAAGGACUCAUUUAGUCACCCUCAAAUUAAGACUUUUACUUCAUCUUUCUUGGGCCUACACCUCCAAGAUAAGAAGCAGUGGUUGUGCCAAAGAGGCUUGCAACUAGGUGUGCGCUGUUCACUGCAGCCUAUUUGUUGCCUGAACUGUGGUCGUUGUGUGCCCAAUGACAAGGCUAUUAAGAAGUUCAUCAUUUGAAAUGUAGAGGCCGCAGCAGUCAGCGAUGGUUCUGAAGUGAGCAUCCUUGAAGCCUGUGUACUUCCCAGGCUGGAUGUGAAGCUACAUUACUGUGUGAGUUGUGCCACUCACAGCACGGUAGUCAGGAAUCGAGCUCAUGAAGCCCACAAGGACCGAACACCUCCACCCCAGUGUAGACCUGCAGGUGCUGCCCCGUGCCCCCACCAAAGCCCAUAUAAGGAGUGGAGUUCUUAAGGACUGAAGAAAAACUAUUCUCUGGAGAAAAAUAAAAUUGCAAUUAAAAUUUUUUAUUUUUUUUUUAAAUUUCAUAGGCCAGGCGUGAAGUUCUGAACACUUUGAAGUCUCCAAUUAUGAGGGAUCCAGUCUAAGCCUCUGGCUUGCUACUUAGCAAUAGGUGCUUUAUGAUGGGCUGAUUCAGAAGGAGGGAGUCACUCCUGAGCCACUGCAGUGAAGUCACUUGAUCUCAGUCUGGGGGAAAACACUUUAAUAGCUAAACAUUCUAGCUUUGAUUUUUCUGAGGGGAAUACACCUGUUUUCAAUUUUGGGGUUUUUCUUUGGGGCACUUGCUUGACUCUGUAUGAACUUGUGAUCCAAAGAAAAAGGAGAAAGAACAAUGUUGGCUUUUAAAGUCUUGAUGGUUUUAUGUUUGCUAUGAAAUAAGGCAAAAAUAAAAAAUUCUUAUUUUUA